UGCUAUGGGAUUUGACGUCACGUGUGCUCCUUUCGGUUUCUACAGCAACCCGCUUCCCUAAACCCCUCUUUCCUACCUCUGCUGGUAGCUUCCACAAUGGUACAGCCAGCAUCUUGCAGCACAAUGGUUGCAAGACGCUAAGCGGAGGGUGAUUCAGCAUCGCAGUCUCCGGUUUUUAAACCAGGUUUAAUAUCUGCAUUCAUUUGUUGGUGCUUUUUAUUCCAUCUUAUCACCGUCUUUGCUGUAUACGGGGGUCUUGUAUGUCGCAGGGAUGUUUUGAAGCGGACUGUCACAAGGCUUAGGACUGUCGUCAGCUGGCACGGAAUGGUAUUUAUGAGCCGACAUUUCUUAUAUUACUGCAGUGAACCAAUCCUGGAUGUAAAGAUUGCCUUUUGUCAGGUGUGUGUUCCUUACAGGUAAAAAAAGGGAUUUGGGAAACAAGUGGAUGUGUCAUACAUCGCCAAGCAUUACAAUAUGAGCAAAAGCAAAGUGGACAACCAGUUCUACAGUGUCGAAGUUGGAGAUUCUACCUUCACAGUUCUCAAACGGUACCAGAAUCUAAAGCCUAUAGGUUCUGGAGCUCAGGGAAUCGUCUGUGCUGGGUACGAUGCUGUCCUUGACAGAAAUGUGGCCAUUAAGAAGCUCAGCCGACCGUUUCAAAACCAGACCCACGCCAAGCGGGCGUACAGGGAGCUGGUGCUGAUGAAGUGUGUGAACCACAAAAACAUUAUCAGCUUAUUAAAUGUCUUUACACCACAGAAGUCUUUAGAGGAAUUCCAGGAUGUGUAUUUGGUCAUGGAACUAAUGGAUGCCAACCUGUGCCAGGUGAUUCAAAUGGAGCUGGACCACGAACGAAUGUCGUACUUACUCUACCAGAUGCUGUGUGGUAUCAAACACCUCCAUUCAGCUGGAAUCAUUCACAGGGACCUGAAACCCAGCAAUAUAGUGGUUAAAUCGGACUGCACGCUUAAGAUCUUAGACUUUGGCCUGGCACGAACUGCGGGCACCAGCUUCAUGAUGACCCCCUACGUCGUGACACGAUACUACAGGGCUCCAGAGGUCAUCCUGGGCAUGGGUUACAAAGAGAACGUGGAUAUAUGGUCGGUGGGGUGCAUUAUGGGAGAAAUGGUUCGCCACAAAAUCCUGUUUCCAGGAAGGGACUACAUUGACCAGUGGAACAAAGUGAUUGAGCAGCUUGGAACGCCGUCACCGGAAUUCAUGAAGAAGCUGCAGCCUACAGUGCGGAAUUACGUUGAAAACCGGCCCAAGUAUGCGGGCUUGGCGUUCCCUAAACUCUUCCCCGAUUGCCUCUUUCCUGCCGAUUCGGAGCACAACAAACUGAAGGCCAGCCAGGCCAGAGACCUGUUGUCAAAGAUGCUGAUCAUUGACCCUGCAAAGCGGAUAUCUGUGGAUGAGGCCUUACAGCACCCCUACAUCAACGUUUGGUAUGACCCGGCAGAGGUGGAGGCGCCUCCUCCUCAGAUUUAUGACAAGCAGCUGGAUGAGAGAGAACAUUCUAUCGAUGAGUGGAAAGAGCUCAUCUACAAAGAAGUGAUGAACUUUGAGGAGAAAACAAAAAAUGGUGUAGUGAAGGGACAGCCCUCUCCUUCAGGUGCAGCCAUGAAUAGCAGUGAGAGCCUCCCUCCAUCUUCCUCCUUCAACGACAUCUCCUCCACGUCCACCGAUCAGACCCUGGCCUCCGACACUGACAGCAGCCUGGAGACUUCUGCAGGACCCCUGGGUUGUUGCAGGUGACUAGCCGCCUGCCUGCGUCACCCGAUGUUCUUUAGAAGGUAAAGUGCAUCAGAAAUCUAAACAAUGACGAAAACGAUGAGGAAGCAGAAAAAAUAAAAGAUCAAACAAAAGCCUGCAUUUUCAUUCUAAGUACUACGUAAAAACACAUGCUGAAAUGUAUAUUUAUAAACUUAUAAUAGCUUUGCUUGUAUCUCCCUUCAUAUGGCAUUAAAGUUAGACAGACACCAUUCUGUAUAGUGUAAAUUUACUGGCUGAUAAGCAAUGCCCUGCAAGCUUUUUGUGGUACGGUGUGUGUGUGGCAAGGUGGGUCUUUGUGUUAAUUAUUUUAAAAAACAAAACAAGAAAAACAAACCUCCCCUCAAUUCCCCAAAGUUAUAGUAGUACUAAUUUCUAAUCUUACAGAUUGGAUCUAAGAGCAGAUUGGCUUGCUUGUCUGUGAUUCUUCAGGGGAAUGCUUGUACAGUGCCCAUCUUAUUUUGUAUAUAUGUAACACUGGGCGGGACUAACGGCCAGUAUGAGGACCUCUAACACACCUUGCCGCACAACCCCUUUGACCUUUGUUUCCCUUUGCCUGUAGUUCUGCAUGAUUAUAAAAAUGCGAGUUAUGAGAAGUAAGUACAAAGAAUUUUGUUUAUAUACCAGUUAAGAAAAAAAGGGGGAAAAAAAUGUAUCGAGCUGCGUCACAAACGCUGGAAUCGUAAAAUCGGAUCGUUAGCUACAGGAAGCGAAGGUGAAUUUACUGUCACUGUUGUCGCUGAGCUCAUUCCUUGGUUUAUAGCUUUUGGUUUUGUAACACGCAUUCCUCCGCAUCACUGCACUGCUGCGCCGCAUGCCAUCGCAUUAUGACAUGAGGCAGAUGUGGCAUAUAUAUGCCUGUGGUUAGAAACAGAAGUGGUUUGGACGUCGGGUCGUCCUCUGUGGAUAAAUGAGUGAUGAUAAAACUAAAUCAGGUCAAAAAAGUUUUUGAAUCCAUCUCAUUUAUUUUUGUAGCUAGUAGUCUGUUGAAACGGAUACAAAUAGAGUAUACUGACCGCACACGACCAGAAUUCUAUUGAUAUUUUUGUUUGUUGGUCUUAUUAUUUUUGUAUUUAUUUACAUCUGAAUUUGGCUAGUGCCUUUGAAAAUGUUCAUCCCAAAUACAAAGGCAACAUUGUAUCAAAGACAAGACUUGAGCCUGAAACCCGAAAGUUGAAAUCACACGAGAGUCAUAUAUUAAACCUCUGUCAACUUCAACAAUGGCAGUUUACCGCUCUCUCUUGUCAUUGGUACAUUCUGUGAAUUGAUACCCGCACCUACAGAAUAGACAUACUACCUUUGCAUUUAAUCAUAGUAUUUUUGUCUUAGUGUAGACUAUUCCAUCAGCAUCUAAGUACACUCUCUGUUUGUGUUAUGAUAAUCUUAUGUAUAAUAAUGGGUAAUAGUCAUAAUCGAAAUGUGUAAGUAAUUUUAAUUUGGGGUCUUGGCAGUAUACUUCAGUUGUAUGAUUUCAGAUACAUAGAUAUAAUUUAUGGGUAUUUUAUGAGUGUAUUAUUGAAUAUUUUUAAUAAAGGGAUGAAAACACUUAUUCCUAAUGGAUCUUGUUUUGGAUUUCUGCCGAACACUGAAAUUAACGACAUACUGAUUCUCGGAAGCUCUGUGCAGGGUGAGGCUUUCCACUGUCAUUGAUUUGUUGUUCUUUUCUUUGUCAUAUUCCAUUUUGUGUUUAAUGUUUUUCUUUUUAAUAUAAUUUCUCAUAGUGAAUGAAUGUUUAUGUUAUUAGUGUCUUUUCUUACUUUGUAAGAAAUCAGCCCAGUUAUUUAUUGAUGUUAGUUUCUGAAUCUAAAUCAAACAGAGGGACUUAAUUUGGUUCAGCUCGUGACAUGUUCUUGAUUAGAAAGGAUCAUUAUCAGAUAAUUACAGAUACAUCACCCUGUACUGGAUAAAUAGUUUGGGAGAGGUUUCUCAGUUGCAGCUGGGCUGAUUAUCUUUUAAAAAUGACCAUUUUUAUACCAUAUUGUUGAUCAGUUUCAUGACAGUUCAGUCUUUUUCACUGCAUAUUGAUUAUGUGUAUUUCGGGAACGUCUCAGAGUUCCUUGACAUGAAAUAAUCUUAAAAGGAAAUAAUUAGCUGCUCAGAACUUCAUCAGAAUGUGAUGCUUUUAAAACUCAUCUGGAAAUAUAGAAUGAAAAUAUCAUUAAAGUAUUAGCUUUGAUUUGGGAAGAUGGAUUUCAGACUUAUAUGGUGCAAAACUUUGUUUUGUCGAUUUGUUCGUUGGCUUUUUUGACAAUCAAGUUAGAUUAUUGUAGUCCUGAACAAAAAUACAUGAACUUGUUUCUUUCGUACAAAAUGCAACAUUUUUGCCUGUACAUAAUACAAAAUUACCCUCUUCUGCUGGAUUCAAAAUUUGUAAUAAUGUUUUGCCUUUAUUGGAAUCAGUAAGCAUCACAUAUGUAAAUUAAUAACGUUUUCACUAGUGACAAUCACAGGUAGGCACUAAAAAAGUGAAACAAAAUGAAAAAAAACGCGAUCAGUUGUACAUAAAAUAAUCUUUAGCUUGAUAUAAUCAGAGAAGCUCUUACUCAUAUUGUUGUAGCCUCACUAAAUGGGCUGACACAGAAUUAAUAUUUGAUUGAUAUGUAAUUUCCCAACACAAAACAUCAUUUCUGUUUCUAACCAGUUGGAUGAUUAAGUUCAUAAUAUGAUUAUGAUGCUCACAGUCAAUAAUUCUAAUAUAAUAGUUCAUUUCUAUUUAUGUAAAUUCAGGCAAGGGGAUAGUCAGUGCUGAUGGGUUGGUGAGGUGAACAGCUCAGGUUUUUCGCUCAUUUGUUCCGCUUUAUCAUUUCAGUCCUGCUUUUAAAGUAACUGUCCAUUACCUUCUAUAGCAAUUUUGCAUGGAAAACAGCUGAAACAUUGUAUAACUUUACAAUGACAAUGUAGAUAAUAUUUUCAUAAUUCAAAAGAAACACUAACAGAGGGAUUACAGUAUAUGGAGAGUCAUACAAAGAAAUUUGUAACCAGUAUAGUGCAAAAUACAGAUGGUCUAUGUUUGAAAGAACAAUCGGGGGUUAAUCAGAAGUUUCAAAGCGCUGACAGGCCUUUAUCUGUAGGAACUGGAAGAGAUCUUGAAAGAGGGAUAAGAGGGGUCUUCACACAUUUAAACCUUGUAAUCAUUUCAUUUUGAUUAUGUGUGAUUACUGUCAUUGAUUUAAGUUAGAACUGAAAUUCACUGUUGAGUGUAAUGUGCUGUUGUAUAUUUUAUAUGGAAAGUUUUUAACUGGCGAAAUACGCGUCUCAAGAAAGUACAGAUUUCAUUAACAGGUUUCAACUUUUUAGCAACAUAGCUAGUUAUAUAGGGACUGCUUUACAAUAUGGAAGGUUGUUUUUUUUUUAUUUAUUUUUUCUUAAAAAUAUAUUUUCCAGAUGUUUUCCCUAACGUUGACUGAAGUGCUUUUGGAAAAUGUGUUUCUUAGAUUAAAAUUCCCUUUCAGAUAAUUCACACUUCACAUGCAUAAUUAAACUGGAGUUUGGACCAUCUUUAUCCCAACCCAGCAUUCUACAAAAUAGACGUACCAAGGAAUGAAAUUUGAUGCCGUAUAUUAUAAUAACCAGGGCAAAUGUCUGUAAAGCCCUGGGCUAAUUAUAUAUUUUUGUGUGUAUGUUCAUCUGUGUUUUUCGACAAUUGAAAUUGUAGCUUUUGAGUUUCUUAACUCAUUUGAAGGAGUUCACUUUUAAAUGUUCAUAAGUACUGUUGUCCAAAUUUAUUGUAGUGGUUUACAACAGUACGCAAAUACUGCAGCCCGGUAGCGGGAAUAAAAAAGACAUGCAGUAUUUUGACAUUAGAUUGAGAAACCUAUUGUUGUGUAAUUUAAGCACCACAGACUGAAAAUAAAAGCUCGAGCAGGAAGCACACAGGAGUGGCCUUAAGUGUGAAACAAAUGACAUUCUUUUACUAGUCUGGUUAGUAAUUCAUAACAAAAUCAUAUGUACUUGUAUACUUUAAGACAGCCAGUUCAAUCAUAAGUAUACUAUAGAAAGCUCUUGUUUGUAUUGCUUGAACUAUAAUCCCGGCCAUUUUGUAUAUAGUUCUCACUAAGUAAAUGAAUUUAAUAUCACAUCAGAGAUCAUAUGUCAAACCUCAGCAUCAAAGCAUUUUUAACUGGCAGGAUUGAUUUAGUGUAAACAAGGCCAUUCUCUCUAUACUCACCAUACAGCAAUAUAUGAAGCACUAGUUACAAUAAUUAAUUUUUUUCAAAAAUACACAAAGGUGCAAUAAAAUUCUUAACAGAGGGUAAAACAAUUUUUUUCUCGCAGAGAAAAUAAAUGUUAAUACAAUAGUGUCAAAUUAUGUUGAUAUUUUUUCCUGUUCUUUUUUCACUCUGCUCAUUUUGUAUUGUGGAAAGGCCAUUCUGUUAAUGUUGCAUUGAAAUCUCUGCCUGUGGUUCAUGCCACGAUGCUUUGUCAAGUCUGAUGGUAGUCAGAUAUUCAGCUCCAGGCGAGUGUUUGGAUCCCAUAACUAAAUGGAAGAAAACAAAUGGCUAAAAACAACAACUGAAAACUGUUAUACACUCAGAAUUUUAAAGGUACUGUAUAAGUAAAAUAGAUAUAUGUCUGUGACUGAAAAAUAAACAAAAUCUUUGACCUUG
This is a messenger RNA of Brienomyrus brachyistius, 6377 nucleotides long. RefSeq names its product mitogen-activated protein kinase 10 (gene mapk10). Bases 475 to 1755 code for a protein of 426 amino acids. Gene Ontology annotation, biological process: JNK cascade; protein phosphorylation. NCBI's taxonomy places the organism in Eukaryota, Metazoa, Chordata, Actinopteri, Osteoglossiformes, Mormyridae. Gene Ontology annotation, molecular function: ATP binding; JUN kinase activity. Gene Ontology annotation, cellular component: cytoplasm; nucleus. The transcript is spliced from 13 exons. The record is from RefSeq and is a predicted model, not a curated record.